GCGACCUGACAGCUGACGUCAGGGGUCUGAGAUGGACGCAGCUUCCCGCGCGACUACAAACAGAGCUCACCUCCCCGGUUUCCCUCACACGAUGCUGCCGUUGCUUGUGUUUGCUUCACCAACUUUCCGUUUCAUCUUUGCCCUCUCUUCUUCUCGUUCUGUGUUUGUGUGUCUGAGGUAGACACGAGAUACAGACAGAGAGGCAGACUUACAGAAAGGCUGACCGACAUAUUCACCGUCCGCUUGCUUGGUGUCUGAUCAUAGCCCGUGAUUUCUUUGUAGCUUUCCACCUUGUAUUCACCGUGCCCCUUUCCCGCCUUCGCCUAAUUCCAGGGUGGCAGUUGGCUCCUCGAAAUAUUGCCCAGUAUGGAAACCGCGCCUGGCUCUUCGCCUUCCCCGGCAGCACCCGCCGUGGGGCAGGAUGCGGUCGUGCAGGAGGCAGCGAUGGACGUACCACCUCACAACCACCCAAGGAGUACAAACACAGAAACCCCUCCUGCCAGCUCUCACCCUGCUGCUGCACCUGAUCCGACUUUCAAUCCUGAUCCCAACAUCAACACUUUACCCUCAGAAAACGACGAGGACCAAUACAACUACGCCUACUCUGACGAGGAGAAUUUGGACGCAUCUUCUAUUUGCUCCUUUGAAGAAGAAGAAGACGGUAACUGGGAACGAGACCCAGACGACCUCGACAAAAUGGCCGGCUCAAGACGCCCUCACGGCCAGCGCCGUCGUACUCAGACCGAUCUUACCGGCGUCCUCACUCUCGAGGAGAAGAACGAGCUCAUCAAUCUGGUCAGCAACAUCUUGGACAGUAUGCAGGACCAGAUAAGCAACAUCUUUCACUCUCCUCCCAUCACUCCCGCUACGACCGAGGACCCCCAGCACUCGUGGCUAUCCCUCUCGCUGCUGAAGAACAAGGUGACCAGCAAGCCUGCCACCCCUCAAUCUGAGAGCAGCGCCAACAAGGAGAAUGCCGGCUCUGCUUCGACUUCGAACCAGCAGAAGAGUGGGUUGACGUACAACAAAGCCCAUGAGAUAGUCGAGAAGGAAGAGAAAGAGGCCAUGACGCCUCAGCUUCAGGAGCUCAAGAAGGAGUGUCUUGUCGUCUUCAGGAAGUGGCAGGGCAAUGUCCUGACGCGCGCCAAGGACAUUUCGGUCAAGGAUUCCGAAGCUUCAGCCGCCCCAGCCGGUCGUGGAGGUCGGGGUGCUGUUCGUGGAGCCCGCGGCGGUCGCGGUGAUCGUGGUGCACCUCAGGGAGGUCGAGGCACUGCCCCGCGCGGCCGUGGUAGUAGAGGCGGCGCCCUCAGCGUCAAGACAGGUGGCCCGCCGGCUACCCGUCAACCCGAGACCGACCUCUGGCUCAUCAGACGAUUCCCUCCGAGUGCCACACCACUGACCGCCCUACCAAUCGAGCGCCGGAAGUUGCUGCUUCACACAAUUCUGCUGCUUCUCCUGUCACUGGAGCAGUACACGGCCUUCUCUCGCGUCUUCAUGCUCAAGUUGGCGUCAUCGCUUCACCUAACUCUCCGCUUCUUUCAAGAGGAUGAGGUUCGGGUUGCCAGAGGUCUCGGCAAGACUGUACAGGAGGUCAACGCUGAUGAGGUAGUGGAGGACAAGUCUGCGGAGAACAAAUCGACCAGACGCUGGAAGGUUGGACUUGCUGGCGCCGCCGGUGCUGCCAUCAUUGGUGUCACUGGAGGUCUUGCGGCUCCCCUAGUCGCUGCUGGCAUUGGCACCGUUAUGGGCGGUGUUGGACUUGGUUCCACGGCGGCAGCUGGAUUGCUCGGCACCCUAGCCCAGAGUGGCGUUGUCGUUGGCAGCUUGUUCGGCAUUUACGGUGCUCGCCAGACAUCCAAGAUGAUGGAUCAGUACGCUAGAGAUGUUGCCGACUUUGCGUUUCUACCUCUACACGGCGAAAUGCGAGAUGAGUAUCGCGACGCCAAAGAAAUCCCGUCCAAGGAUCGUCGCCUUCGAGUUGUCCUUGCCCUCAGUGGUUGGCUGACUCAGAAGGAAGAUGUGGUCAACCCCUGGCGUUGCAUCGGCCACCAAGGUGAGGUGUACGCUGUGCGAUGGGAAGUUGCCAACCUGAUGAAUAUGGGUAACUCGCUCGAGACUGUCAUCAAGAGUACCGCCUGGAGUGUUGCCAAGAAGGAAAUCAUCACGCGGACCAUCUUUGCCAGCCUCAUGUCGGCCAUGUGGCCCAUUGGCCUUCUCAAGGUCAGCAAGGUCAUUGACAAUCCUUGGAGUGUCGGAAUGGUCCGAGCCGAGAAGGUUGGCAUGAUCCUAGCGGAGGCCAUCAGUCGCAAAGUGCAGGGCGAUCGACCUGUCAGCUUGAUUGGCUACAGCUUGGCUGCCCGAGCCAUCUACACCUGCUUGAUGGUCCUUGCCGAACGCCGCCAAUUCGGCCUCAUUGAGUCUGUGGUCAUGAUUGGCACCCCGGCGCCAUCCGAAAGCCGAGUUUGGCUUGCUUUGAAGAGCGUUGUUGCGGGCAGACUUGUCAACGUCUACUCGGAGAACGAUUAUAUUCUGGGCUUCCUGUACCGUACGUCCAACCUUCAAUUCGGCGUUGCUGGCUUGCAGCCAAUCCAGGGCGCCGAAGGCGUAGAGAACUACGACGUGAGCAGCAUGGUUAGCGGCCACCUGAGAUACCAAUACAUGAUUGGUACCAUCCUCAAGAACAUUGGCUGGGAGGAUCUCGACUACGCGCAGAUCGAAAAGGACGAGCAAGUCCUCAGUCUCAUGGAUGAGAAAUACGGCCGCGACAAGAGCCAGAAGCCAACUUACGUCGACAUGGACAAGGAAGCUGAGCACAUUCAGGAGGAGGUGCAGCACAAGAACGACGCCAAGCUCGAUUCGAAAAUGAGCAAGAUGAAGAUCCAGGAUUAGGCUACGGAGAGCAUCUUAGCUGCGGUGAUCGGUAGAGAUAUGGUUAGACAUGAGCCAUUGUUAUUGGACGUGGUAAACGGCGUGAAGUAUGGAUGGAUGGACUAUUGCAGUAUUGUUAGCUAUGACACCGGGAAAACGGGCACACACAUUUGUAACACGACGAGAUACGAUCAAUGGGAAAACGAACAUGUUUAUCAAUGGAAUGUCUCACCGGGUAUCCUACUUAAUGGGUAUCAUGCUUCCUCCUUUCUGCUGCUCUGAACGACAAAGUAUUUUCCAGCCGUCCUCGACGCGGUCUCUAGAGGAUUCCAGUCCUCAACUCCUGAGGUUUCAACCUUUUCCCCGCGCAAUCGUUUUGGUCGUUUCUUGUGACCAAAGCGGAUUUCCUUGCCCAGGGCAUUCUGUAGCUCUUGCAAGCCAAUUGUGGCUUCUGCCACGCCCUCUGUUGUUUCGUCGCGUAAUGAACGAAGUGGUUCAACUCCAGUGGUAUCUACGCUCUGAACAUCGCGCACGAAAUGUAGUUGAGAGUGCAGUGUGCGCAACAUCGCGGUCUCCUCCGCCUCGGAUUCGGGGAGCGGGAGGGCGGAGAGGCGAAGGAGGUGGUGUAGCUUUGCGCGGGAGAUUGGUUCCUCUGUUGACUCCUUCGCGGCGCCGCUCUUGGAGGAGGAUGGGAGGAGAGACGCGACAGACCAUGUGGGUUUCGAGAGAAUUGUCGAUGCUGAUUUCGGAGUUGAGAGGCGAACGGAGGAGGAUGUGAAUGUACGGGUCGGGGGGAGGAGCGCGCUGCAGCGCCUGCAGAGUGGACGCAUCGUGGCCAUGACCGUUAUCAAUGGUCUAGGGCUAUGAAUGUUACUUGUUGAGACGGGUCUCAAGUCGCGAUCAUAGGUUGGUGUUGUUUAAAUUGGAUUACCUAGAAGCCGACCUACUUUAGAACCUACAGCUUGAACCCUG
Molecule: messenger RNA, 3840 nt
Organism: Colletotrichum scovillei
Lineage: Eukaryota; Fungi; Ascomycota; Sordariomycetes; Glomerellales; Glomerellaceae
Exons: 3
Coding region: 367-2889 (840 amino acids)
Source: RefSeq, a predicted model, not a curated record